CAUGUCCUUGUGAGGGUGAAUCGAGGCAGCUCGACACACACUGCCGCAGACACGCACCGCAGCAGACACACACAGACAUGAAUCACCUCCUGAAAGUUCCGGUUCUGGCCGGCCGAGCCUUCAGCAGCUCCGCCCGGCAGCUGAGGAACCGAGUCCCCGAGGCUCAGAAGAUCUUCCAGGCGGACAACGGGCUCCCCGUUCACCUGAAGGGAGGAACCGGUGACGCUCUUCUCUACCGGGCGACCAUGACCCUCACCGUGGCAGGUAACCUAUCAGAACCCUUCUCUGAAUAA
This is a messenger RNA of Paralichthys olivaceus (Japanese flounder), 293 nucleotides long. The record is from RefSeq and is a predicted model, not a curated record. NCBI's taxonomy places the organism in Eukaryota, Metazoa, Chordata, Actinopteri, Pleuronectiformes, Paralichthyidae.